AUGCGCGUGCUCAAUUACGCAUCACAACCUUCAUGGAUGGGUCUGCUGGCUGCAGCUCUGCUGGGCACUUCAACUGUGCAGGCGAUAGAGCUGGAUAUUGAUGACGGAGAUUCUAUCCGAAAAGUAGCCAAAAAUGUCGCCACCAACAUGAUGAGUUACUACACUGGUAUGAAUCCUGGUGACACCCCAGGUAAUUUGCCGGAUCCUUAUUACUGGUGGGAGGCCGGUGCAAUGUUCAACUCCCUUAUCGAUUACUGGUUCUACACGGGCGAUGAUACCUGGAACGACAUCACAAUGCAAGCCAUGCUCUGGCAAGCUGGAGAGAACAAAGCAUUCAUGCCAGCUAACCAGAGCAAAACCGAAGGAAAUGACGACCAAGUUUUCUGGGCCUUCGCUGCGAUGACCGCGGCGGAGCGAAACUUCCCAAACCCCCCAGCAGAUCAACCACAAUGGCUUGAAAUGGCACAAGCCGUCUUCAACACCCAAGCUCCCCGGUGGGAUACUUCAUCGUGCGGCGGUGGCUUGCGCUGGCAGAUCUUUACAUGGAACAACGGCUACAAUUAUAAGAACACCAUCUCCACAGGCGGACUCUUCAAUCUUGCUUCUCGUCUGGCGAAAUACACCAAUAAUCAAACGUAUCAAGAGUGGGCUGAAAAGGCCUGGGACUGGACUGCCGAAGUUGGAUUCAUGUCCCCCGAGUACCGCUUCUAUGAUGGAGGUAGUGACCUCACCGAGUGCAAGCCAAUAAACCAGAUUGAAUGGACUUACAACGCUGGUGUAUACUUGCUUGGCGCAGCUAACAUGUAUAAUUUGACCGAAGAUCCCAAAUGGAAGGAUCGCACUGAGAAGAUCGUUGAUGCUUCCGGUGUUUUCUUCUCUCAUGACCCACCCGACGUCAUGUACGAGCGAGCCUGUGAGACCGUCAAUACUUGCAUGGUCGACCAGCGAUCUUUCAAGGGAUACUUUUCCCGCUGGAUGGCUCAAACUGCCCAAAUGGCCCCUUUCACAUACGACAAAAUCAUAAAACGCCUAAGAGCCUCUGCGAAGGCAGCUGCCAAGACUUGUACCGGUGGCAUCAAUGAGAAUGUGUGUGGUCUCAAGUGGACAGAGCAAAAAUGGGACAAGACGAAAGACUUCGGUCAGCAGAUGGCUGCUCUUGAAGUCAUUCAAGCGAAUCUAAUCACGCGUGUGACAGCCCCAGUCACUGAUGAUAACGGUGGAACGAGUAAAGGGAAUCCAAAUGCAGGUUCCAAGCCCACAAAAGCGAUUCCGCCCGAACUUGACUACGACAUAACUACAGGCGACAAGGCUGGUGCGGGCAUUUUGACCAUUCUUGUUUUGAUUGGCAUUGGCGGUUCUACUGGAUGGCUAAUUUGGGAAUGA
This is a messenger RNA of Penicillium robsamsonii, 1383 nucleotides long. Its product is annotated as glycoside hydrolase family 76 protein. NCBI's taxonomy places the organism in Eukaryota, Fungi, Ascomycota, Eurotiomycetes, Eurotiales, Aspergillaceae. The record is from RefSeq and is a predicted model, not a curated record. Gene Ontology annotation, biological process: fungal-type cell wall biogenesis; carbohydrate catabolic process. Gene Ontology annotation, molecular function: mannan endo-1,6-alpha-mannosidase activity. The transcript is spliced from 3 exons. The coding region runs from base 1 to 1383 and encodes 460 amino acids.